Messenger RNA from Penicillium bovifimosum, 6675 nucleotides. Its product is annotated as DNA polymerase epsilon catalytic subunit POL2. The record is from RefSeq and is a predicted model, not a curated record. The coding region runs from base 1 to 6675 and encodes 2224 amino acids. The transcript is spliced from 3 exons. Lineage: Eukaryota; Fungi; Ascomycota; Eurotiomycetes; Eurotiales; Aspergillaceae. Gene Ontology annotation, biological process: leading strand elongation; base-excision repair, gap-filling; nucleotide-excision repair, DNA gap filling. Gene Ontology annotation, molecular function: nucleotide binding; DNA binding; single-stranded DNA 3'-5' DNA exonuclease activity. Gene Ontology annotation, cellular component: epsilon DNA polymerase complex; nucleus.
AUGCCUUCACGAAAGCCCAGCAAGUAUGGAAACAAAUUCCGGUCCAGUGCUGCAUCAUCGAAGCCCCGGCGCGCAAAAACAGUCGACUUCAGCUCCCUACGCUCGACCGAAGCGACUUCACAAGAUGAGAAAUUCGAGGCCAUUCGAUUGGCUAACAACAUCGAUGAGACACUGGGAUUCCCGCGCUUUGAGUCUGGGGAGGCACGAGCCGGAUGGUUGGUCAACAUGCACAGCACAUCGAUAGAGGACCCGGAUGUGCCUGGCGGUCGUGCUGGCGUGGAUUAUUACUUCCUCCAAGACGACGGGGGUAGUUUCAAAGCGACUGUGGAAUAUGACCCCUACUUUUUGAUUGCGGUCAAAAAGGGCUACGAGAUGGAGGUAGAAGAGUGGUGUCGCCGAACUUUCGAAGGCUUGAUCAAGAAGUUCAGGCGCCUUGAGAAAGAGGAUCUCAAUCUACCGAAUCAUCUUCUCGGCUACCGGAAGACCUACCUCAAGCUCACUUUCGCCAAUGUGAGCAACCUUUUGGAGGUUAGGAGGACACUUCUUCCUCUUGCAGAGAAGAACAAGAAGAAUGAGACUGCGAUGGACGCAUACGUUGAGAUGACCAGUGCAACUGCCGGCAUCGAUUUGUUUGACGACGAAAUAAUUAAUGAGCAACGACCUAAUGCCAACUUACAAGCGAGUGAUUUUAUUGUUGAUAUUCGAGAAUAUGACGUGCCAUACCAUGUCCGAGUCUGCAUUGACAAAGACAUUCGUAUCGGGAAAUGGUAUAAUGUGAAGGCUGAUCACGGCGAGAUAUCACUGACCUGUCUGGAAGAUCGGCUUCAACGUGCCGAUCCUGUCGUUCUUGCUUUCGAUAUCGAGUGUACGAAAUUACCGCUGAAAUUCCCCGACGCCACGAUUGAUCAGAUCAUGAUGAUUUCGUACAUGAUUGACGGUCAAGGGUUCCUCAUCACCAACAGAGAGAUCGUCUCGGAGGAUAUCCACGACUUCGAGUACACUCCCAAACCAGAGUACAAUGGGCCUUUCAUGAUCUUCAACGAACCCAAUGAAAGGAAAGUCCUCGAGCGAUUUUUCGAACAUGUCAAGAUUGCCAAGCCAACCGUUAUUGCGACAUACAACGGUGACUUCUUCGAUUGGCCCUUUGUCGAGACGAGAGCCAGUAUUCUAGGGCUCGACAUGUAUAUGGAGAUCGGCUUCCGAAAAAAUAGUGAAGAUAUCUACAUUGCCGACAACUGUGUCCAUAUGGAUUGUUUUGCUUGGGUCAACCGUGACAGCUACCUUCCUCAAGGAAGUCGUGGCUUGAAAGCUGUGACUGUUGCAAAGCUUGGUUAUGAUCCAGACGAGCUUGACCCCGAGCUUAUGACACCGUAUGCCAGUGAAAGGCCACAGACCUUGGCUGAGUACUCAGUUUCCGAUGCCGUUGCCACGUAUUACCUCUACAUGAAAUAUGUGCACCCGUUCAUCUUCUCACUCUGCACAAUCAUUCCCCUCAACCCCGACGAAACGCUGCGCAAGGGAACUGGAACUCUGUGCGAAAUGCUUCUCAUGGUUCAGGCCUACAAGCAUGAGAUUGUUCUGCCUAACAAACACAAAGACCCACCCGAGUCUUUCUACGAAGGGCACCUCCUGGAGUCAGAGACUUAUGUUGGUGGCCACGUCGAGAGUAUCGAAGCUGGUGUCUUCCGAAGUGACAUCCCUACUCACUUUACCGUUGAUCCCACCGCGAUUGAUGAGCUUCUCAAGGACUUGGACCACGCUCUCAAGUUCAGUAUCGAGGUCGAAGAGAAGAAGUCUAUGGACGAUGUGGUGAACUAUGAUGAGGUCCGGGCUCAGAUUGUGGAGCGCUUGCUCGAUCUUAAGAACAAUCCAGUUCGGAACGAGGUUCCUUUCAUUUAUCACUUGGACGUUGCCUCCAUGUACCCCAAUAUCAUGAUCACCAAUCGGUUGCAACCGGACUCAUUGAUUGAUGAGUCGAAUUGUGCAGCUUGUGAUUUCAACCGACCCGGAAAAACCUGUGACAGACGCAUGCCUUGGGCAUGGCGAGGUGAAUUCCUGCCUGCCAAACGUGAUGAAUACAACAUGAUUCGACGUGCCACAGCGAACGAACGGUUCCCAGGUCGAUAUCCGAACUCUCCAAUGAGAUCAUUCGGUGAUUUGAGCAUUGAAGAGCAAGCUGGAGUGGUCAAGAAACGGCUGCAGGAUUACAGCAAGAAGAUUUACCACAAGAUCCACGACAGCAAGACGAUGGAGCGAGAGGCCAUCAUCUGCCAAAGAGAAAAUCCAUUCUAUGUCGAUACUGUUCGAGACUUCCGUGACCGACGAUAUGACUUCAAGGGCAAACAAAAAGGCUGGAAGAACAAGGCCGAUAGUUUACAAUCAUCGGGCGGCUCAGCAGCUGAAAUCGAGGAAGCGAAGAAAAUGAUUAUUCUGUACGAUUCUCUUCAGCUUGCACACAAGGUCAUUCUCAACAGUUUCUACGGUUACGUGAUGCGAAAGGGCUCUCGGUGGUAUUCAAUGGAAAUGGCCGGUGUCACCUGUUUAACCGGUGCUCAUAUUAUUCAGAUGGCGAGAGAGCUUGUCGAACGCAUCGGCCGUCCCUUGGAACUGGACACCGACGGUAUCUGGUGUAUGCUUCCGGGAGGAUUCCCCGAUAACUUCUCCUUCACUCUGAAGAACGGAAAGAAAUUGGGUAUCUCAUACCCCUGUGUCAUGCUCAACCACCUCGUCCACGCCAGGUACACCAAUCACCAGUACCAGGCUCUUGUCGACCCGAAGACCUUCAAGUACGAGACUCACAGUGAAAACUCCAUCUUCUUCGAAGUCGAUGGACCGUACCGAGCAAUGAUCUUGCCAACGUCAAAGGAGGAAGACAAGAACCUGAAGAAACGAUAUGCAGUUUUCAAUCACGAUGGUUCAUUGGCCGAACUCAAGGGAUUCGAGGUCAAGCGAAGAGGAGAGCUGAAGCUGAUCAAGAUUUUCCAAACACAGCUCUUCAAGUUCUUCCUCGAGGGUUCUAAUCUUGCCGAGACCUACGCCGCUGUGGCUCGAGUUGCAGAUCGGUGGCUGGACGUUCUGUACGAGCACGGAACGACCUUGGCCGACGAAGAGUUGAUUGAUCUCAUUUCGGAGAAUCGAAGCAUGUCCAAAACGCUAGAAGAGUACGGCUCCCAAAAGUCAACGUCAAUUACGACAGCAAGGCGUUUAGCAGAGUUCUUGGGCGAGCAGAUGGUCAAGGAUAAAGGCCUCAACUGCAAGUACAUCAUCUCAUCACGUCCACGGAACACGCCUGUUACCGAAAGAGCCAUUCCGGUGGCUAUUUUCUCCGCCGAAGAGAACGUCAAGCGAUUCUUCUUGCGCAAAUGGCUGAAAGAAGACCCUGGCGAUAUGGAUCCUCGCACUGUCAUCGAUUGGGAUUAUUAUCUCGAGCGUUUAGGAUCUGUGAUCCAGAAACUGAUUACUAUUCCAGCUGCGCUUCAGAAGCUUCGGAACCCAGUGCCUCGAGUUGCCCAUCCUGAUUGGUUGCAACGUCGAAUCAGAAUAAAGGAUGACAAGUUCAAGCAAAAGAAGAUGACCGAUCUGUUCACCGUAUCAGAGAAGACACCCCUCUCUACGGCAAAUGUCAAUAUCAUGGAUCAUCGGGUCCAGCAUGCUGGUGAUCUAGAUGAAGCAAUUGGCUCGACCCAAAAAUUGACAUCGCCCAACAACAAAGUAUCUCAAAAGAGAAAACAUCCUGAAAAUGUUUCGAAAACAGCCCUCGAUCCCUUCGCUAGCCUUCCAGCAGUCAUGCCAUCUAUGUCUGAAAACUACGAAGGUUUCCUUAAGUAUCAAAAGCAGAAAUGGAAGAUCCAGAAGCAAGCGCGGAUUCGCCGUCGCCAACUGUUUGGCGAGCGUACUAUUGCCUCGGACUCCUUGAGCAACUUCUUCCGCAACCAAGCGCAGAUGCUGUACAUCAGCACAUGGCAGGUCUUACAGCUUUGCGAGACGGGCGUUCCAGGAGUUGUGCGAGCCUUCGUGCUGAUUGAGCAAAAGAUCCACGCCCUCAGCGUAAGAGUGCCGCGACAAUUCUUCUUGAACUUGAAGCGGGAAUCUCUGCCAGAUAUCGAGGUGCCAGAGUGUGAGGUCGAGAAGGUGAAUCACACUCUACCGAAUGGCCAUCCAUCAGUCCAUUUGUUCAAGCUGUCUCUGUCAGAAGAGAAGUACCUUGAAGAAGCCGACAAGAUGGAUAUCCUUUUCCAGCACCCUAGUAUAGAGGGCGUUUACGAGGGGAACAUUCCGCUCAGCACUCGAGCAGUGCUCAAGCUAGGAAGCCAUUGCACCUUUGACGAAUCGCAACGUGGUGUUCUAGGCGACGGCUUGGACAAGGGCUUCGACCUCUCAACCUUACUCCACACAACUUCUGAGCAGCCCUAUCUGAUGGACUCGUCGUUGGUAUACCACUACCUGUACCACAUCGUCUCCGGAGACAGGCAAGUCUUCGCGAUAUUCUCGACAUCCAAGAAUGAGGCACACAUUAUCGUCCUCAACCGUACCAGGGAUGCCCAGGGACUUCCCAACGUUGAUAAGAUCUACACUGAACUUCUCACACGUAAGAUGCAAGCCGCGGGUGACGAGUCUCUGAGCGCAUUCGAUUACCAGGAUAAGCUUCAUUUCAAGACCACCCAGGUGAUGACACGGAGAAAGGCUCACCUUGAGGUCGGCGAUGUGAUCAGAAAGCUCCGAAAUGAGGAAAGUGGACCUGCGGUUCUUGUCAUUCAAUCUCAGCAGAAAGACCGCCUGUGUCAUGAUAUUCCAGUCCUGAAAGAAUAUCCAGUGCUCUCCGUCAAACCCGAAGCAUCGGAUAUGGAACUCCCCCCACUGGGCUGGCAGGCGUUCGUUGCGAGACGAAUCGUCACGCGCUAUCUAUAUCUGUCCUCUUGGAUUCAGCACUUGACCAUGCUCGCUCGGUACGGCGAUGUCCCACUCUGCAACCUGGAGAGUGAGGAUCCUCGAUACCUCAUCGAUAUCUCAUACGCCAGGCGUCUUCAACAAAACAAUGUCGUGCUCUGGUGGUCACCGGGCCCGCGCCCUGAUCAUGCAGGCUAUGAAAGAGAUGAUAUUCUAGGCGCCUUGGACAAGGUCAACAUGCCAUCUGUCAAUGUACCGGGUGCUUACUCGACAGUAUGCAUUGAAUUAGAGGUUCGCAAUCUGUCGAUCAACACAAUCCUAACCUCUUCCAUCAUCAACGAGAUGGAAGGCAGUGAUACAUUGCUAGCGCCAUCGGGAGAUGGUGAAGACACUGGUGUUUUCUAUUCCGAGAAAGCCUUCGCUUCUGCCGGUGUUGUCGUCCUCCGAGAGAUGGUCAAACACUGGUGGACAGAAGCCUGCGCCGGCAACAACAUGGCGGACAUCAUGGUCCAGCAUUUGAUCCGAUGGGUAGAGAGCCCUGUGUCCUGUCUCUACGACCGUUCAUUGCACAACUACGUGCGACUGUUGUCACGAAAGUCCUUCCAGAGAUUGAUGGCAGAAUUCCGACGCGUCGGCUCACACGUCAUUUUCGCCAGCUCGACUCGUCUUCUUCUCCAAACGACCAAAACCGAGGUCGGUAAUGCCUACGCCUACAGUCAAUAUGUCCUGAAGUCCAUCCGCGCCAACCCUUCCUUCCACUUCAUCGAUCUGGAGAUCAAGGAAUACUGGGAUUAUCUCGUGUGGUAUGACGAAUACAACUACGGUGGCAAGGGCUGUCGCGAGGUCACCGAGGCCGAAGAACAGGACCUCGAAACAGCCAUGCACUGGCAACUCAGUCGGUUCCUACCGAUACCUAUGCAAACGAUCUUCCACGACUGGAUCGUCGAGUACAUCGAGCUGAUGCACGGCUUGAAACGACCGGACCAAGAUGGGGAUUUGUCCUCAACACCCCGUCCCACGCAGAUCCCCAUCGGCCGCACCGCCGAGGCAGACGAUGAAGAGAUCACCGCCAUUCUGGCAGACCGAUUCUCAAAACCGUUGAAGAAGCAGAUCUCAGCCUUGAUCCGCCGGCAACGUGACGAAAUGCUUCAUCCCGAACUCGCGUCUGACUAUGCCUUCCCAGUCCUGCCAGGCGUCCUGGUCGACGCCAAGGACAAUCGCAACCCGUCUCUGGAGCUGACGAAGCUGCUAAUGCAGGUCCUGAGUCUGUCCAAGACAACAACGCUAGAGUCUCGGUUGCUGCGACGUGAGCUCCUUGCCCUUUUCGAGGUUCGAGAAUUCAGCAAAGAGGGCCGAUUCGAGAACCCUAGUGCUAGCUUGAAACUGCCCGAGAUGUCCUGCAAUUCCUGCUGUCUUAUUCGAGACCUCGACCUCUGUCGCGACGAGGAUGUGCUGCCUGAUGCCAGUGCAGAUGUCAGCAAGUCUGCACAGCCUUGGCGCUGUCCGUUCUGUCAGGCUGAGUACGACCGAUUGGCUACGGAAGAGUUCCUCAUUGGUCAGGUGCAUGGAUUUGUUGUUGAAUGGCAAACUCAGGAUCUGAAAUGCUCUAAGUGUCGUGGCUUGAAGAUCAGUGAUUUCCUCGAGCAUUGCUCCUGUAGUGGGACCUGGGCUCCGACGGUCGAUCGGAGUGAGAUCGAGAAGAAACUGCGUGUGCUGGAGAGUGUGGCUAAAUUCCAUAAGCUGCAACUGCUGGAGCGCGUUGUCGAAGAAGUGUUAGAGCUAUUCUGA